This is a messenger RNA of Solanum tuberosum (potato), 2232 nucleotides long. Its product is annotated as putative serine/threonine-protein kinase. Gene Ontology annotation, biological process: protein phosphorylation. The coding region runs from base 876 to 1781 and encodes 301 amino acids. The transcript has 6 exons. Gene Ontology annotation, molecular function: ATP binding; protein kinase activity. The record is from RefSeq and is a predicted model, not a curated record. Lineage: Eukaryota; Viridiplantae; Streptophyta; Magnoliopsida; Solanales; Solanaceae.
UUUUAUCAAGCAAUCUACCGUUAGUUACUUCAGAUAUGAACUGCUAAUUUUGUUGAAGAAAGAAGAAGGCAUUUCUAAGAGAGGUAUAUCUCAAGUACAGAAGGUAAAUGCCUCUGCUCGAAAAAAAAUGUCUGUAUGGAGAAUGGCCUUUUGGGUUGCUCUGAGUGUCUUACUAGGCUGGUCACACGUAAAAACAAAGUGGCUCCCAGAACCUCAAAUAUGGAUGAAGAAUGAGGAUCUGGUUUGGAAAUCUGUGAUUAGGAGCAAAUCUAAUAUAAUACUAGUGUAUAUAUGUAAGCUAUAUAGAUGAUGACAUGUUCCAGAAGCAGUUGACAUUUUGAUCUUGAUCCAAGGGGUCCAUUUGUACUUUGCCUUUGAUUCCAAAUGUAAAGAAAAAAGUCCUUCAAUCAAUUACACUUCAAUCUGAUUAGUUGGGGUUGACUAUGUGACCAAUCUGUCCAGUAUUUAGAGAAUUCAUAUUAUAAUUAGACUGUUUUUUACGUUGGCCGUCAAGUGAUUGCACCCUUCUCCGUCAUCCAGCUUGGACAAGGAGUGCUUUGCAAAGCUCACAUAAAAGGACUUGCUCCAAAUUUGCUCCGGAAUCUGGAAAAAUGGAAAUUCUCUUACACUAACUAAUGUGGUAGGUGUAAUCAUCGAAUAGUAUCACAAGGAGCGAGAAGAAGAACUUUGAGUAUUCCACUAACUAGCUUGCACAGAUAUCUGUCUCAGAUCAUCUUAUAAAUGGCUGCUCCACUGCAAAGACAAAGAAUAUUUCAUACAGUGAAUUACGAAGAGCAACCAACAACUUCCAUCAAAGUAAUAAAAUAGGGCGAGGAGGUUUUGGAAUAGUAUACAAGGGAACUCUAAGAAAUGGAAUGGAAGUUGCUGUGAAGACGCUUUCUGCUGAAUCGAGACAGGGGUUGCGUGAAUUUUUGACAGAGAUUGAAACUAUAUCAGAUAUCAGACACCCCAAUCUGGUUGAGUUGAUUGGAUACUGUCUUGAUGGAACUAACCGGAUCUUGGUCUAUGAAUAUUUAGAAAAUAAGAGCCUUGAUCGAGCACUGUUUGGUUCCAGUACAAGUAAUGUCAAAUUAGACUGGGACACAAGGGCUGCUAUUUGCUUGGGUACCGGUACUGGUCUUGCUUUUCUACAUGAAGAAUUAGUGCCACAUAUAGUGCACAGGGACAUCAAAGCUAGUAAUAUACUACUUGAUAAGGAUUAUAAACCAAAAAUUGGAGAUUUUGGACUGGCAAAGCUUUUUCCAGAUAAUAUCACUCACAUCACCACACAGAUAAAAGGAACCACUGGCUAUCUGGCACCUGAAUAUGUAAUGGGCCGUCAAUUAACAUCCAAGGCUGAUGUUUACAGUUUUGGGGUCCUAUUACUUGAAACAGUAAGUGGUAGGAGUAGUGGCAGUGGUACAUGGCAAGGGCAGAAGUCACUCCUAGAAUCGGCAUGGGAGUUCUACGAAGAGGGAAAGCUGUUAGAGUUGGUCGAUCCAGAAAUGGGCGAUUUUCCAGAAAAAGAGGUCCUCAAGUACAUUAAGGUAGCUCUCUUUUGCACACAAGAAAAGGCAAAUCGAAGACCGAUAAUGAGCCAGGUUCUCGACAUGCUCACAAGAAACAUCAAGCUAAACGAGGAAGAACUCACACCACCAGGAUUUUUCCAAGAUUCGGGUGGUUUCAGUAGCACACAACUAAAACUGAAGUCAUCUGAAAGCAGCACAAGUCAUCAAAUGAGUUCUGUUCCCCUUACAAUCACUCAGGUGACACCUAGAUAAUCAAUUACUCUUUGUGAAUGGCAAUUGAAUUUAUUUAGGAAGAAAUUAUUAUUACCCCGCGGGGCUUUGGUCAGUGAUAAAGGAUGCAACACGUGAUAUGUGGAUUAAGUGCACUUCAUGAGUAUGAUCGUGCAGCAAAUGAAGUCUAGUAUGUAAGUCCGAAAGAGGAUAUUUGGAAGGUCCAUACACCCCGGAGUUUCGAAUGUGUGCACCAACUAGAGUUGUGGCAGAAGCUAGAAGCCCUAGGAAAUUCUUUCGUAUCAAUGAAAGAAAUCAUUUUCACUUAAAUAAUACUCGAUUUUUCUUUCUGAUUAUUUGGUUUUGUCCUUAAAGGAGUUCGUGUUUUUAUCAAUCUAAACAGUCUCUUCUCUUGUAUGCAUAGAAUGAGAAGACAAGUCAAAUUGUAUAAUCUUUAUUUUUAAAUUUUUAUUUUACUUCUUUUUUCCCUUCA